Messenger RNA from Musa acuminata AAA Group (dessert banana), 1248 nucleotides. RefSeq lists its product as uncharacterized. The coding region runs from base 1 to 1248 and encodes 415 amino acids. Lineage: Eukaryota; Viridiplantae; Streptophyta; Magnoliopsida; Zingiberales; Musaceae. The record is from RefSeq and is a predicted model, not a curated record. The transcript has a single exon.
AUGGCGGGUCUCCGUCCGUCCAGGUUUUUCUGGUCCCUCGUGGAGCGACUCCCCACCACAGUUUCAGAAAUGCUCCAGCGAGCCAACCACUCUGUCGCGGCGGAAGCCUGGAUGUCGGGGAGACACGAGGAACAUAAAAGGCCUCGGACGGAGCCACUGCGAGGGCAGUUGCCCGGCCCGCUGAGGCGAAGGUCGGACCGGUCCGACCCCUCCGCGCCGAGGUCGCCACUCCCCGUUAUGGGAGCGUCCCGAACGCAGAUAUUCCUCCAGAUAAAGGAGAAGGGGCUGCUCCAGACCCCCAGUCCGAUGAGGAGCCCACGGGAGCUCGCGGACAAGACGCGGUAUUGCCGCUUUCACUGGCAAAACGAGCAUGACACGGAAGAGUGCCGUGAGCUGAAGCGACAGAUCGAGGAGAUGAUUCGGAGAGGUCACCUCGAUCGCUAUCUACGACAGGGUAAAGAGUUUUCCCCCCGGCCCGAGGGCCCCGUCGAAAGUCAGAUUGACGUGAUCACGGGCGGCCCGGCAUCUGGGGGAAGUAGCAUGUCCGGGCGGAAAGCAUACGCCCGCGUUGCCGCAACCGAAGACCCUGGGCGCGGGUCCGAACCCGAGGUCACGUUUCCCCCCGAGAGGGACAUGCGGCCCGAGCACGAUGACGCGUUGGUGGUGGCCGCCAGAAUCGCCAACGCCCAAGUAAGGAGGAUCAUGGUCGACACUGGAAGUUCGGCCGACGUCCUUUAUCUAGACGCCUUCCAGAAACUCGGGCUCUCCUACGACGCCCGAAAGCCUAUGAACUCAGCGCUCACCGGGUUCACCGGUGAAUCAAUUUCACCGCUGGGCGCGAUCACCUUACCCUUAACCCUCGGGGAAGUGCCGAGGACGAAGACGGUGAUGGCAACUUUCUUGGUGGUCAACCUCCCCAUCGCUUACAACGCGAUUCUGGGGCGCCCCACCCUUAACAAAUUCAGGACGGUUAUCUCCACCUACCACCGAACCUUGAAGUUCUCGACCCGAGCAGGGGUUGGAGUGGCCCGGGGGAGCCCCCGCGAGUCAAGGCAGUGUUACUUGACCGCGGUCUCCCUGCACAAAAGAAGGACGGCCGAACUGCCCCUCAAAGACCCCCGAGAAGCGAAAAAGCCGGCUCAGCACCCCGAGCCGAUGGAGCCUACGGUGGAUGUGCCAAUAUUUGAGGGACGUCCCGAUCGGACGAUCAAGCUCGGGUCAGAGCUUCCCGAGCAGGAACGAGACUAG